Molecule: messenger RNA, 5603 nt
Organism: Eleginops maclovinus (Patagonian blennie)
Lineage: Eukaryota; Metazoa; Chordata; Actinopteri; Perciformes; Eleginopidae
Gene: casc3
Product: casc3 exon junction complex subunit
Biological process (GO): mRNA processing
Cellular component (GO): exon-exon junction complex
Molecular function (GO): mRNA binding
Source: RefSeq, a predicted model, not a curated record
UCCGGUUCCAACCAUUCGAGAUCUAAGAUGGCGGACCGGCGGCGAAGGAGGAGGCGCGCGUCCCAGGACAGCGAGGACGAGGAUGAGUCGGGUUCGGGUUCGGAAAGCGGGAAGUCCAGCUCCCCGACCACCAAGAGCCGUGUGAGAGACCCCGACCCGCCGGAGGUGACAGCAACCCGACCAGAGCCGAAACCCGAAGUGGAGUCGGAGUGUGAGAGUGAAGAUGGUGUAGGAGAAGCUGUCCUCUCAGACUACGACAGUGCUGAUCCGGAGGAAAACGGCUCCCAUUCAGAGGGAGUGGAGGAGGAAGAGGAGGCGGAGCAGUACAGCGAUGAAGAAGCUCCAGCAGCAGCCACCGAGCCCAAGCCCUCCGCCCCAGCCGAUGGCCCGGCAAAGGUAGAGGAAGUGGUGGAGGUGGCUGAGGAGGAAGAGGAGGAGGAUAAGGGUGAAGAGAAAGAGGGAGAGACAGAUGAAGGAGGACAGACAAAAGAGGAGAGCAAAGCAGAGGAGAAGGAGGACCUGGCUGGAGAGAGACAAAGCGGGGACGGGCAGGAGUCUACUGAUGACCCCGAGACGAAGGCGGAAGGGAUACCUGGACAGAAGCUGGACGAUGACGAGGACCGGAAGAAUCCAGCCUACAUCCCGAGGAAGGGUCUGUUCUUCGAACACGACGUCAGGGGGCACGCUCAGGAGGAGGAGAGGCCUAAAGGUCGAAACAGGAAGCUGUGGAAGGACGAGGGUCGCUGGGAGCAUGACAGGUUCAGGGAGGAGGAGCAGGCGCCCAAGAGCCGCGAGGAGCUCAUCGCCAUCUACGGCUACGACAUCAGGAACGGCGGCGGCUCCGGAGAGCGGCCAUACCGGCAGCGCAGGCCAAGACAGAGUGUGUCUCCGGGCAGAGACAAGCGCUGGAGGGACGGAGGAGAGCGACCGGUCCGAUCCUGGCACAGCGGAGGAGGAGGAGGAGGGGUACACCGAGGAGGAGCUCCAUCCUCCUCCACAUCCCCUUCCAAUCUUCCUCUAUCUUCCAAUCAGCGGAGCAGCAACGCCUCCAGACAGCCUCCCCCCCGCAGCAGACCAUCUCAUCCCCAGCAGAAUCAAAUGCAGCUGCCGCCUCAGUCCCAGUACAGGAAUAACGAAUCAAACGCAGCCCAGAUGCACCCCAGAGAAUGGCCGGGCCCUAAAGCUCAGUGUGAGCCCACAGGAGACAGGGGAGUGGUCAACCGGGGGGGGCGUGGUGGGGGGAGGGCGCCCUCUGUGCUGGUUGAGGACAUUACCGUCAGCCACGGAGGUGCUAAGGAAGUGGACUCCGGCGUUGUAACCACGUCACAACCAGGGUGUUACCCGUCUGCGUCUCCGAGGCGACAGCAGCAGGAACUACGAGGGAGCGGUGACAGGUCUUCCUCUGCCGCUGACCCCCCCAAACAGUCAGCACAGACCAAUCGGGAAGCCUCCCCCCCUGCAGAGCGGCCGGUGGAGCGUAAAUCUUACUCUGCGGCCCGCAGGACUCGCUCUCGGCCCUCCGACCUGGGCAGUAAACAGCCGUCUAUUGAGGAGUCUGCAGCUGUAGGGAACUCCUCCUCCCCCGGAGACGUGGGGGGGAAGAGCUGGUCGGGGGCAGGCAACGGGCCGAGUCUGGCGGGAGGAGGUGGCGGCGGGCUCGGGGAGCUUGACCAGGACGUGGCUCAGCUCAGUCUGGUUGGACAGAGCUGGAGCCCCAACCCAACUUCGUACUUCCGCUCCGAGAUGAGGGGCCUCCCCAACACCAUGCACAUCCCUGGCAGCCCGCCUCAGUUCUCCAACAUUGAAGAAAUCGGUGUCGGCUCAAACCGAGCCAAGCGAUACUCGUCCCAACGUCAGAGGACCGUACCAGAGCCGGCACCGCCCAUGCACCUGGGGGUGAUUGAGGGGCACUACUAUGAACCCAUGUCGUACCAGGGACCAAUAUAUGCCCACGGUGAUGGACCCGCCCCCAUCCCGCCGCAGAGCAUGCUGGUCCAGCCUGAGAUGCACAUGUCCCACCCCGGUCUCCAUCCCCACCAAUCAGGCGGCCCGAUUGCUAACCCCGCCCUCUACGGAGGCCCGCCAGUUUCUCUGCCGCCGGGGCCGGGGCAACCUCAGCAGCUGCUGCCCCCGCCGUUUUACCCACCGCCGGGCGUCAUGACCUUCCCGUACCCCGCCAUGUACCCGACUCCACAGGGUCAGGCCCAGGUGACGUACGGCGGCGUGACGUACUACGACACCAUGCAGCAGCAGGCCCAGCCCAAGCCCUCGCCCCCCCGCCGCACCUCGCAGCCCGUCACCGUCAAGCCCCCCCCUCCGGAGUUACGCUUCGCCUCAGAGUGACACCGCUCCCUCACUCCCCCCCCCCCCCCCCUCGCCAUCCAGUCUCAGCCUCACUCCCAUCGGAACACUACAGGAGCCGGGUGGGGGGUCAGUGAGGAGCUGCGGUCCCCACCAACACUGUCCAGGAAGCGGGGGGGGGACUCGCAGCAGGAACAUUAUCCUUCUUUUUUAUUGUUUUCCCCGUUUUCUCCUCUUUGUUCCCGACCCUCUAGCAGUGAGGCAGACUGCUCUGUAACUCGGCAGCCGCAGGGUUGAUGCCACCAACGUGUCUUUGAGCAACAACAAAGCUGAACCUGGAAAAGUAAAAAAAAAAAAAAGUCUCCAGAACCCUUAUGAAGCAUUUAACAUGGCACACACGCAUGGACCGGCUGUAGUUGUGAAAGGUAUUUUAUUUAUUUUGACGCGGAAGUUUCGUGUUGCGUCGGACUGAAGCAGGCAAUAUAAACGGUCUCCUUUUUUAAAAUCUGAUUAUCACACUGUACUCAGCUAGUCCGUUUUAUUUGUCCUUUUAAAGUAAUCAGAGUUAAUGUGCUGUUGGAGAAUGGGUUGAGUCUGAACGCAGGCGACCCGGUGCUUCCUGUUACAGCUCACUUGAUGGUUUCAGGUUUUUUGUCCCUUCUCACAGGCUGACAGGCAGUUCCUAUAUUCAAAGAUCUCUGCAUUCAUUACUAUAAAUGACUCUCAAAGUCAGAGGUUAUGUCUAUAAAUGUCAUGUAUAUUCAAUUUAAUAGGAUAUAAAACAGAAGCAGCAGAUGUUCAUAUUUGAGGCUCAAAAUAAUAUUUUCUGUGGUUACCAAAUAAAACAUGUUAAAUCAGUGUUUAGUACCAAACCCUGUAAGGAAGUGAGAAAUGUUUAUUUUUCUGAUAUAAAUGGUUUUCCUCUGUUCUAUUACCUACGAGGUUUUUUUCCAACAAUAUUAGCACCAGUAUUCUGCUUUUAUUCUUUGCAUUACAAAAAGCUCAAAUAGGGAAGGAGGCAAUAUAAAAAGUUACGAGUUGUAAAUGUACGAGAGAACAUGACGUUCCAGGGAACAUUUACGUUUUUGUUCUUGUCAUUUUUUCUCGUAAAGUUAACGUAGAUUUUUUUGGACAGUGUACCCAUUGAAGUUUAGUUUUUUGUUUACAGAAAUGUACAUGUUUGUUUCCGACUUUGAAAUAAGAGAGCAGCGGGAAUCCAAUUCUUCUUAUUUAUUUUUUGCUAAAAAUUCAAAUUUCCCUGAAACAAAAACAUCACACAGAGGGACUUUAAAGGUUUGGAUCAGAGUUGUGAAAGCUUCUAGAAACAUCAUCCUGGCAAAAAAGUUUUUUCCCGUCAGCCACUGCUUCAUUAACACAGAAGUCAAAACCAUGUAGCUCAGACUUUAGAAGUGGGUCAUUAUCAAACCAGCUUUUUAUGUUUUAUUUCCCGACGGCAGCUUUUCACUGAGCAGAGUGGAAGUGUUGGCCGUCUGACAGAAGCGUUUAUGUUGCUGUAUAUAAAAAAAUCUAAAUGUGUAUAUAGAGGCUUGAACAGAUGAGAGAGCAGUAAGCAUAUUCUAAUAAAACUACUAGAUCUGAUUCAGAGCAAUCGGCAGGGACCUCGAAUGUUAACGGUGGAUUUAAUUUAGGGACAACAAAGGAGCUGUGUGGCUUUAGCUAUGAUUUGUAUGAUUACUUUUCCUUGUUUAAUUUUAAUACUGUUUUUCCUUUUUUAUUGUUAGUAAAUGCAGGAGUGUCAUGAGGAUGUAUUUGUUUUCACGUACACUGAGGAAACCACUUUAUCUAACAAAGUAUUCAUUGUUUGUCCUGCAGCAGAAAUACACUUUCAGAGACAGAAGUUUAACCAGAAUUAAAGUGUAUUUCUCACGCGUUCGCAUCUUGCAGCGCUUUAUUUUACGUCUACGGUAAAGAAUGAUGUGAUGGUGGUUUUAAAAGCAGAAAGAUUUCAAUCAUUCAAUGAGAAUCUGUUAAAACAGGUCAAUAAAGAAGCUCAUUUCUGCAAGAAAAAGUAAAACAGUUUCUGGAGACGUCUCGAUGUUUCACUUUAGGUACUGAUUACCAUUUCUAUCGAGUAUUCCACUGAAAAUAUAUUCAAUUAAUCUACAAUUAAGGGUUAAAACAAGAAUUUAUAGAAAGCCAAUCUAAAUUUCCGAGGUUAAAGUUGUGAAUAUGAGGAGAAAACUGAUAUUCUCAAAUAUAAGGGAAAGUAUGUGAGAGUUUUGUUUAUUCUGAACUGUGGAAUUUCAUAACCUCAGGGAAUAUUCUUUGUUUUCUUUUAGUCAUAUUUUUUCUUGUAAAUGUACCUCUUUAAUCUCUGAGAUUAUUCAAAUUGUUUUAUGACCUUUUCUUAUUUUAAGAGGACUGCUGAUGUCGUUAUUUGGUUUUUUUUUUUGUUCUCAAAUUUGUGAAUUUCUCCAAGUAUAUUAUAGUUUAUUCAACACUAAAUCCCAUUAAACUAUUAUUGUACAUUUAUGAUUUUCCCGUGGGGAGGAGAAGUACCCCUUUAAAUGUGGAAAUUUGAGUAUUUGCUCCUUAAUCUAGAAGAAUAUUCCAAAUCCUUUUUUCAAAUGAACUAUUAGUUUGAAGUUAUCUCGUGUUUUUAUUCAUAAAUGUAGCACUUUUUCUUGACAUUUUUUUCUUUUAUGUUGAGAUUUUUUCUCGGAAACUUACAACUUUAACCUCGGGAACAUGAUUUUUUUUUUUCUUGGAAAUUUGCGGCUUUUAUUUUCAAAUUCUCUAAGACCUGUUUUUUCUCAUACAUUUACCACACAAUUGUUUGGAAAUUCUGUUCAAUUUCAAUUAUCAGGAUGUUUAACCAACAUACCCUUUUCAAUUAUUAGGAUGUUUAAUCAUCAUACCUUUUCAGUGUUUGUUUCAGAUAUUUUUGCUUUCAAAAUUCAUAGUUGUAAUUCCUGGAGGGAUGGAGCGUGAAAACGUGUUUUGGGGUGAUGCAUGACGCACAUUCAAUCUGCCUUAUGAGAGGGUGAAACUCGUUAGAGUCUAAUUGAUUCAUCAGCGGAUUAUAAAUGUUGUGGAUGGUAGAAACAUUAAGGGGCGGACUCGUUUCAGUCCAACCUUUUUUUCUUUCUUUCUGAAUUGCUACUUUCAUGUUCGAGAAGAAAGUGGUUUGGCGGCAAAUCCGUGGACUGGGCUAACUGUUGGCGGCCAUGUUUGUUCCUUUUAAUGUUACGGUGAAAACUGCAUCCGUGGUUUGUUUUUGUUUGUUGGUGGAGAACGCUGUUAUCCACACAGAGGAUCAAUAAAGAAAAUGAUUGAAACUU